AUGAGGGAUACCGUCCAAGGAAUACCGAUUGUGAGGUGCAACUUUGAACCGGGCGAGCUGUGGAACGUCGACCGGAUCGUGCAAGAUCACCGGAAUCGGACUCCGCAGCAGUGGCAGGAGGCGUGGGCCGACCACGAGCCAAAGACGUGGUUUCCCGUGGCGCCGCUUCCGUGUUUUCAAGCUCUGUUCGAGGAGGAUCUGGUGCCGCGAUGCGGCAAGAAGGGAAAGUUGUCGAGAUCGCGGCGAUCGAGAGGGAUUACUUACGACGGUGGUCACGUCGCGUCUGCGCCUCGUUGA
Molecule: messenger RNA, 297 nt
Organism: Colletotrichum lupini
Lineage: Eukaryota; Fungi; Ascomycota; Sordariomycetes; Glomerellales; Glomerellaceae
Exons: 1
Coding region: 1-297 (98 amino acids)
Source: RefSeq, a predicted model, not a curated record